AUGAUCGAGAUUAAAAGCUGCACCUUUGUUCCUGAGGAACCCUCUUUCACCGCUCUUCGUCAGUUCAAGAUCCAGGACUCUAACCUAUGGUCUUUUCAAAACAAUGACACCGCUCCCAUCCUAGGCCACCUCUUUGACCUCUUUACUCCAGCUCCUCGCGGCGACAAACCUGACGCUGCGUCUUGGUUGAUUUUUGAAGGGCGCUUCAUUGCAUCCUAUUCCAAUACUAAAAUAACAAUUAUGUGUCAAUCCUCUUCUUAUCAUUUUGUGCUACCCCCUCGAAUCCGCUCGCUUCCGCAUCCAUUGUUAACAGGUGACUUGAAACUGAUUGACCAUGGCACUAAAACCAUGGCCUUUGACCCGGAUACCUCUGACAAUCACCGCGACCUGCCCUACGAUUAG
Molecule: messenger RNA, 402 nt
Organism: Puccinia graminis f. sp. tritici CRL 75-36-700-3
Lineage: Eukaryota; Fungi; Basidiomycota; Pucciniomycetes; Pucciniales; Pucciniaceae
Exons: 2
Coding region: 1-402 (133 amino acids)
Source: RefSeq, a predicted model, not a curated record